Molecule: messenger RNA, 2355 nt
Organism: Photinus pyralis (common eastern firefly)
Lineage: Eukaryota; Metazoa; Arthropoda; Insecta; Coleoptera; Lampyridae
Product: M-phase inducer phosphatase-like
Exons: 3
Coding region: 218-1675 (485 amino acids)
Biological process (GO): positive regulation of G2/M transition of mitotic cell cycle; G2/M transition of mitotic cell cycle; protein dephosphorylation
Cellular component (GO): cytoplasm; nucleus
Molecular function (GO): protein tyrosine phosphatase activity
Source: RefSeq, a predicted model, not a curated record
UUUAGUAAAUUGAAUUGAAACUCAGUGCUUGUGUAUACCUCGUUUGGUGUGUAUGUGUGGACGGCGUGUGUUAGUAAAUCGUUUUCCAGUUGAGCGUGUUAUAAAUUUAUUAUAGUGUAAUAAUUGUUUAUAUUUUCUGGACAUUAUUGCGUUCCUACAGGAAAGUUAUGUCGGAUUAAGUUUUUAAAAUUAAGUUUUUUUGCAAAAAAAUUUCAAAAUGUUCUGGGAUUCUGGAAACGGUGCCUGUGAAUUAUGUGAAUGUUCAAGUAUGGUUAAAGAGGGUUGCCAAGUAUCGGAAAACUGCUGCAGUGCAUUUCAUCACGACUCCUGCUCGGGAAAAGAAAACGUCCAGCAAACCUUUUGCAAUAGCCCAUUAAAAAAUGAAUCAGACUUAUCUCUGUACAGUAGUUCUAGUCCAGAUCGGCCAAAUUGCGGGAGAUACUCCCUCGAUCGAUGUGAUCAUCAAAGAUUUCCUUUGAAAGAGCACGAUCAGAAUUCUCAAGAUUCGGGUUACGAAGCCAGUUGUACGUCAGAUGAAUCCAAAUUCUUCGAAUUCGCACGCUCUUUGGGCGUAACGCCGCGACAAUGUUCACCGAUGAAACCGUGCAGCCUAUCGUUUGGCUCGAUGGAUUCGAUGGACGACGAAUUUUUGGAGCUCGUAGACUUAGAGAAACCAAUGGACGAAAACACUCAACUUCCCACCGACUUCAAUAGCCUACUAAACGACCCAUUUUCCACAGCGGUGAAUUCAAGAGAAAUUUCGCCAGAUUUCAACGUAUCCCACAGGGCCCAGCUUCGACGGGCGAUUUCGUACGAUAAUUCCGGGCGCACUCCCAACAGCAGCCGUGUACGAUCCUGCUUGUUCAAAAAAGACGACGUCGAUUUUAGAUCAUUUAAAAGACCAGAACCACCGAUUGUGUUUAAAAGCCCAAUUCAAAAUAAACGAACUAAAGUUGUUGAAAAUACUUGUUCCGUACCGGAAAUGGAAACCUCAGUAAUUCUGCCCCAACGACCAAUAUUUGGCCGAAGCAUGUCCGCAACAGAAGAAAGCAUCAAGUACGCCUUGCAUCGAUCAUCAACCGAACCAGACCUAAUUGGUGACUUCAGCACAGUAUUCUGCUUACCGCUCACAACGGGUCGUCAUCAAGAUUUGAAGUCCAUCACCCCCCAAACCUUAGCCGCACUAAUCAGGGGCGAAUAUCGAGGUGUCGUUAAUUCCUUCAAAGUUAUCGACUGUCGUUAUCCCUACGAAUUCAACGGCGGUCACAUCGAACGCGCAACAAACUUAUUCACAAAGGAACAAGUAGUGUCACAUUUACUGGAUACACCCCUAUCAUCUUCAGACAAAGCGUCACGAAAUAUUUUGGUGUUCCAUUGCGAAUUUUCCAGUGAGCGUGGACCAAAUUUAUAUCGCUUUUUAAGAAAGUGCGAUCGCCUACGUAACACAGACUCCUACCCCACGCUUCACUAUCCUGAAAUUUAUUUAUUGGAGGGAGGGUACAAAGGUUUCUUUGAGCAGUAUUCGGAAUUAUGCGUCCCCAAAGCGUACUUGCCUAUGUUAGACUCUAAUCACUCGAACGACCUUAGGCAUUUUCGGGCGAAGUCAAAAACUUGGAAUGCCGACAAAUUCCGCUCAAACAAGGAAUUUAGCUUUAAGCGUUUAGGUUUUCCCUAAUUUAAAUGUUUCAAAAUUGUACCUUGCUUUAGGUUAACGUUUACUGUUUAGUGUGUGCCAAAUAAGAAGCAGUACUAGUUCACCCACUUAUAGUACAAAUUUAGGAUUACUUUUAACGUUUUGGGAUUGUAUAGUAGAAUUUAAGAUUGAUUUUUCAGAGUUUUAUACCUUUACCUAUGUACAAACAGAUCCUAUAGUUAGUAAUUUUUUUUGAUUGUGCGGCUGACGUGUAUUUGUAUAGCUUUAGACACGCAAUCUGGCUUAUAUAGGCGUUUAUGCAAUUUUGUUUUACACCAAAGCAACUUAAUGGUCUUUUAUCUGGUAAUGCCAGUUAGUUAGUGCAAUUACCCAAGCAACAGCACUGUGAUCUUUCUAUACAUUUAAACAUUAAUUUUAAAAGUGCUAUGUGCUUGUGUGUUCAUCUUUGUUUUUAACUUUUUUGUUGUGUUUAUACGUCUUUUAUUUGUGUGACUGCAGUAUUGUAAUAUAGAAAUUUAUAAAAACUAUAUAUUAUAUAUUAUUGCAAUGGUUGAGAAGUUGACAGGAUCUUAAAAAUUGUGAUCUGUAAUAUCCUCUUGGCAAUUUCUGAAUCCCUGCAUUUUGAUUAUGUAUUUUAUACUCGGAUAAGAUCUGAAUUAUAAAAAAGAUAUUGCGAUAAUAAAUUUUAAUACGAUUAUUAA